AUGGAGAAUGAUUUGGGUAAUGAUGCUACUCUCACUGAUCAUAUGGAGAAUGACUUGGUUAAUGAUGCUAAUGACUUUGGUAAGUUUGGUGAGUUAGAGAGUGACAAUGAUGAAAGUGAUGAUAGUGAUUUUUUUGUGGACAUUGACAAUAUAUUGGAUGAUAUUAAUGUGGAUAUGCAAGACUUUGAAAUGAAUAUCGAUAAAGAUGUGGAAUGGUUUGGAGGGUCGUCUAACACUGUGGUUGAUGAAGGCACACAUGAUGAAGCUUUAGAAGUGAUUAACACUGACUUUUUAGCAUCUGAUUCAUCAUCAGAUGAGGGGAUUAAUGGUCAAAGAAAGAAGUUAAUAAGAGCAAUUCAAAGGGCACAUGAGAAUGAUGAAGCACUUAUUAGUGAACCCUUUUAUAAUUUUCAAAAAUAUGGUUCAACAAAGGAGUUUAAGGAUAAGGUAAAACUCCAUGCCAUAGAGACUCGAAGGGAGUUGGCCCUUGAAAAAAAUGACAAGAAUAGAGUGAGAUGGGUUUUUAAGGGAACAAUACCAAAUCUUGGGCCUAAUGUAGAAGUCAACGAUGAAGAAGAAAUAUGUCCUUGGGUCUUAUUAGCUAGUAAAUGGAAAAAAGAUGUCAACUGGACAGUUAAAACGCACAACAAAGUUCAUAAAUGUCUUCAAACUAGAACAGUAAAAGCAUGUAUGUAUAAAUUCCUCUCUUCUAACAUUGUUGAACAGGUUGAAAGUGACCCUACUAUUCCAAUUAGGGCUUUGCAAGAACAGCUACAACGGAGGUUUAAGGUAGAUCUUUCUAGGAUGCAAACAUUUAGGGCAGAAUCUGAGGCUCUAAACCUUGUGCAAGGAGAUUUCGUUACUCAAUAUAGUUUACUCAGAGAUUACAUUGUUGAGUUGCAAACUCGUAACCCAGAUACGAUUAUUAGGGUUGAUGUUGAAAGCGAAGGAAAUCCACACACUGAAACGAGGACAUUCAGACGCAUUUACAUAUGCUUAGGAGCUUUAAAGAAAGGCUUCGCAGCUGGAAAGAGGGAUUUUCUUGGCUUUGAUGGUGCUUUCAUGAAGGGUCCAUUUCCAGGACAAAUUCUUUCAUCCGUGGGACUAGAUGGUAAUAAUGGCAUAUAUCCAUUGGCAUAUGAGGUGAUUGAAACAGAGAACAUCAGUUCAUGGACUUGGUUUUUGAGUUAUCUUGGGGAGGAUCUUGGCUUGAAUACUAAUUCUAAUUUCACUUUUAUAACAGACAGACAAAAGGGUAUUCUAGAUGCAAUUUCAACCUUGUUUCCUUGUGCUGGAAAUCGUUACUGUGUUCGUCACAUUCGGGAUAACAUUAGGAAGCAAUGGAGGGGUAAACCUUUCGAAGACCUCUUAUGGACAUGUGCAACUGCAACACAUGUACAACAGUUUAACAAAGGCAUGGAAGAGCUAAAUAAAUUAAACAAGGAUUAUUAUGAGUGGCUUACGAAGAUACCACCUCAGCACUGGUCUAGGUCCCAAUUCACUGGGAGAGCACAUUCUGAUGUGAUUCUUAAUAACUUGUGUGAAACAUUCAAUGGAAAACUAAAUGAGGGUCGUGAUAAACCAAUUAUUACUUGCCUAGAGUUCAUUAGGGAAUAUAUAAUGAAGAAGAUUGUGAAUGUAGAAAAGGCCAUUGGGAAAUGUAUUGGUCCUUUGACACCUACAGCUAUGCAUACUUUGGAAAAUAUGAAAAAAAAGGAAGAAGAUUAUAGAUCUGUUUUUUUGUGGAAAUGGUAA
Lactuca saligna is the source of this 1755-nucleotide messenger RNA. Lineage: Eukaryota; Viridiplantae; Streptophyta; Magnoliopsida; Asterales; Asteraceae. The record is from the annotation of a GenBank genome assembly.